AUGCAACCUUAUUAUGAAUUUUUUUCAAAUUAUUCAUCAUUAUCGUCUCGUGAAUCAAUAAUAAAUGAUGGUUUAAAAAUAUUUGAACAAUCAAAAAUUGAUCAUGAAUGGUUAAAAAAUUGGAUUAAAAUGAAACAAAAUCAAAAACAAUUAUCAUCUAAUCAAAUAACAUUAUCUAAUUAUCGUCAAAAAUUAAUUCAACAUGCUUAUCUUCUUCAACAAUAUAAAAAUGCUUUAAAAAAUUUUAAUUAUAAAAUAUUAUUUGAAUUAAAAAAUCAAAUUGAACAAUCAAAUUCUUUUAUAUAUGAUUAUAAUCAUAUUAAAAAUAUACAAAAACAAAUAAAACAACGAAAAUUAAAACGUUUACGUAUACGUCGUCAAAAAGAAAAAAAUAUAUCUAUUUCUAAUCAAAUUAAUAUUAUUAAAGAACAAUUAAUAAAUAAUAAAUCUUUAAUAGAAAAAAUUCAAGAUAUUAAUUUUAUAUUACAAACAAUUAAACAAUUAAAACAAAUAUAUGAAAAACGAAAACAAUCAAAUAUUAAUAAUACUAUAACAAUAUCAAAUAAUACAAAUAAUGAAUUAAUUGAAAUUGAAAAUAUAUGUACGAAUAAAUUAUAUGAAUAUAAAAAUGAAUUAGAAAAACAAACACAAUCAUCUUCUAUUGAAUUAUAUAAUUAUCUUUUUAAUAAUAAUAAUCAAUCAUUUUAUGAAUCAAUUAAUUCUGAUACAAAAUAUUUUUUACAAGCUCAUCAAAAUGUACAUAAUUUAGUACAAAUUCGACAAAUAUGGGAUCAAUAUUCAAGUACUCAUAUAAGUUCUUUAGAUAAUAUGAUUCCAUUUCAAUGGCAUGAACCACAAAUUCCUUCUGAUUCUAAUUGGGCUCAAUAUAUUUUCAAUAAAAAUAAAUAA
Molecule: messenger RNA, 909 nt
Organism: Rotaria sp. Silwood1
Lineage: Eukaryota; Metazoa; Rotifera; Eurotatoria; Philodinida; Philodinidae
Source: the annotation of a GenBank genome assembly